AUCCGGACAGACGGACAUGGCUAGAUCGACUCGGCUAGUGAUCCUGAUCAAGAAUAUACUUACUUAGAAAAAUUGAGAACGAAAAAAGUCGAGAUCGGUUCUUCUCUGUUUGAGAAUUUUGUUUUCUCACCUUUUCUUCUCGAUAACGAGACGAGUACGAUUUCGAUUUUGGUAUUCUGAUAAAAAAGCAAUCCUGGGCUUGAGGUUGUUGAAGAGGGAAGUGAGUGACAGGAGAGAGACUCUUCUCUUGCAAUUAUCAAAAAGGUAUCGGAGUGAGCUGCGACUCUUCGUCUCUGAUAUUCACUUCUUCGUUUUGGUACAAUGUUCGGUUAACGUGACAACAAAAGUGACAAAAAAAUGGAGAACUGGCUCCGCCUGUUCGAUUAGAUAACGUAAGUAAAAUCAAAUUUUUACAAGUUCUGUUAUUUUAUUCUGCUUUUUUUCGAGCACGUUUUUCAUAAGAAAGCGAAAUCAGAAAUGCGUUCUAUUAACUCCUUUUCUUACAUCUGUACAGUGUACAUUGUAUAUAAAUAUAUUGAUUUACGUACACAUGUACGCUGGGCACACAUGGAAGCUGGGCAUCUGGCAGACAUGUGGAUUAUUCCCAUGCAUUUGUAGCAUCGCCUGGGCUCCAUUUUCUGUCUUAUGCGGCAGACGACCCAUAAACGUCGGAAUAGGUCACAUGUCUGUCAGAUGCCCAGCGUCAGAGGCAACAGCCAAGAUCCUGCUUCAGAUGUGGCAAGGAUGGCCACGAGUAUAAAACUUGUACCCAGGGCAAACCGAAAUGCAUCAUCUGCACAAGAAGCGGGAAAUCUGGAGGAGAGGCCGAACACUCGACCCUCAGCAGGAUUUGCCCUGAGUACCGGAAAGCCAUGAAUGAUAAACAGAAUGGUUAAGGUCCUGCAGCUCAACCUAAAUUACUGCAGAGCGGCGCAGGACCUGCUAGCACAGACGGUCAUCAAGCAGCAGGCUGAGGUGGCAAUACUCAGCGAGCCCUACAAGGACAAGCAUGAAGUCGUAUGGCAACAUAGCUCGGACGGCGGAGCAGCAAUAUGGAGCUGCGGGCAGCCCCCAGGACACCUAUCGCAAAGGGCUUCCAGGGCGGGAUACACCAGAGCGAAAAUCAAAGGUAUAACAAAGGUAUAAGGUACAGCUGCUACAUAGCCCCGAGCGUGCACAUUAGCGAGUUCGGAGCUAUAAUGCAGGAUCGCUGACGACGCACGCGGUAGGUGCCCUAUCCUCAUAUCAGGUGAUUUCAACGCAUGGUCCACAACAUGGGGCAGCGCUAGUACGACAAAGCGGGGAACAAUCCACCUUGAGGCAGUGGCUUCGCUAAACGUAUGCUUACUUAACGAAGGUAACAGACCAACCUUCAGCAAAUCAGGUCGGGAGUCAAUUAGACUGCCUAGCGGCCCGGCGCAGGUGUCAGAGAAGCAGAGGACGCGGAAAUCAGGAGCUAAGGGAAACAACCUAUAAAGCCAAGAGAAAGGUGCUGAAGAGCGCGAUCAAAGCUAGCAAGGCCAGAUGCUUCCAGAAGCUGUGCGAAGCGGCAGAUGCAGAACCAUUCGGGUCAGCAUACAGGAUGGUCAUGGGUAAGCUCAACAGACAGCCGACCCCCACCGGCCACUUACAGCUUGGCCAAAUAGUGUCCACCCUGUUCCCCACGCAGCCGCCCCUUACUUGGCAACCUACCGGGGAAGGCGAUACUGUUCUUACCACCGAAGCCGAAGUCCUGGCUGCGCUAAGGAAAACCAAGACCGAAAAAGCCCCUGGCCCCGAUGGCAUUCCCAAUGCCGCGCAGCACACAUUGGUGGCAAACUACCCCAGGUGUAUUCACGGAGAUGUACAACACGUGUCCCAUCCAACGAACCUUCUCCAUUGGUUGGGAGCGUCAAAGGUUGGUGCUUAUCCCAAAUCCGGGCAAGUUGAACGAUGACGCAUUCUCGUACAGACACCUAUGUGUGCUAAAUACAACGGGGAAGCAUGAGUACCAGGUGACAGGAGGAGUACCUGAAGGCACAGUCCUGUGCCCGAUACUAUGGAACGUCAUGUACGACGGGAUCCUAAGGCAGGCACUACCCGAAGGAUGCACUGUUGUGGGAUUUGCGGACGACAUAGCGCUGGUAACGGUAGCGAAAACCAUCGAAGAGAUCACGGAUAGAUGCAGCCUCUCGAUACACACCCUCAUGUGCUGGCUCGCAGUCAACGGGUUACCAGUCGCCGAGCACAAAAGGGAGGCAGUGCUGAUAAGCAGCAGGAAGGCUGUGGAGAAGGCAAGUGCCUCAAUUAAGUAUCUUGGAGUACUGAUCGCAGCAGCCAAAGCAUUCAAAUCGACUGCAGCCAUCUCAAGGAUGAUGGCCAAUACUCGAGGACCAAAGCAUCACAGCAGAAGGAUCAGAAGGACCCAUAUGGGCCGAAGCUAUGAAGACCGCAACAUACAGCCGCCAGUGCAAAGCUGUCUACAGACGCUACAGACGCAGAUGAUCUCCGGGCACGGAUGCUUCAAGGAAUACCUGCAUAGGUUUAAGCACGAGCCAAACCCCUUCUGCGACCACUGCGGCACAGGAAGCAUCGAAGACGCGGAGCACGCGUUAUUCAUCUGCCCCCUAUACGCUAGGAACCGAGCCGAAGCUGAAACAAUAACCGAUUGUAACCUGACAGCGGAGAUCGUGAUCAGCUGCAUGCUGGAAAACCAAUGCAAGUGGGACGCGAUAGCCAACAUGGCCGCUGGCAUCCUGAAGGAUCUAAGGUGUCGAGAACGGAGUCGACGCAACGAGUAUAGCUUUGCGGCAGUCCCGCGGGAACGGAACACUUCUAUCUCUUCUCUUCUUUUACCACUUUUAUUCCUGUAUAUGGUUAAGCUUUAUUUAAUUAAAAAAAACGUACACAUGUAGGAGAUAAAUGUUGUAACACCACCACGAAUUUGUAACACCACCUCUCCAUGUAUAUCAACCAAUUGAAAUGAAAGCCGUGAGGCUAAAAUACAUAUAGUUUUAAAAAAA
Drosophila suzukii is the source of this 3002-nucleotide messenger RNA. Lineage: Eukaryota; Metazoa; Arthropoda; Insecta; Diptera; Drosophilidae. The record is from RefSeq and is a predicted model, not a curated record.